UAUUACACACUAACUCGUUUAUUAAAUUACGCAGUAGAGUUUUUUAAAUUAAAUUAUUUAUAUACCGUCGCAAUGGCCGCAUAGUGGGGAAAAUGUUCCCCUUUUACAUUUUUAAUUCAUAUUUUAUCUAUAUCUAUCGCGAAAUCACAUACGCUACGAGCGGAAGGUGGUGGUCAGCUCUUUUUUAUUAAAUGUUAUAAAAUUUGGUUAACUUCUUUUAACGAUUUUAUAGAAAAAUGGACUUGAAAGCUGUAGUUAUCUCAGGAGAGGCACCGGAAUCAGAUGAUGAUACUGCUAGUAUCACUAUGGGCAUAGGAUUUCCCUCUGUACGUACACCAAAUUAUUGUGGCACGAUUAUUACUGGCGAAGCUCCUGAAUCUGAUGAAGAUGGUACAAGUUUGAGCAGUAUCAGUGGAGCAGUUGAUGCUAUGACUUGCCCACCUUAUGCAGAAGUAAAAACACUAAAAUCCAAAAAAAGCAGCAUUAAAUAUAAUAGCUUGCUUCAUAAAAAACUACGUGAAUGUAAUGAAACAUUGGAUAAAGAUAUAAUUCAGAUGACAGAAGGUACAGUUGUUAAUGAUGUUCAAGAAUUAUCAGCUGUCAACAGACAAUUAUUAAGAAGCGAACUUGUCUUACAAGAGGCGGUUUGUCAAUUGCGUAAUGCAUCUAAUAAAUCUAAAAAUGCAUCUAACGCACUGUAUGAACUUAUAAAUACGUGUUUUUUACAUUCUAUUAAAACAUAAGUUGUUUGUUCAUUUGUUAAUAUAUCCUUGUUAAUAAAAUAUAUUUAUAAUAAUACUAUA
Vespa crabro (European hornet) is the source of this 803-nucleotide messenger RNA. RefSeq lists its product as uncharacterized. NCBI's taxonomy places the organism in Eukaryota, Metazoa, Arthropoda, Insecta, Hymenoptera, Vespidae. The record is from RefSeq and is a predicted model, not a curated record. Bases 237 to 743 code for a protein of 168 amino acids. Gene Ontology annotation, cellular component: BLOC-1 complex. The transcript has 5 exons.